This is a messenger RNA of Thunnus maccoyii (southern bluefin tuna), 1896 nucleotides long. RefSeq names its product tissue factor pathway inhibitor a (gene tfpia). NCBI's taxonomy places the organism in Eukaryota, Metazoa, Chordata, Actinopteri, Scombriformes, Scombridae. Gene Ontology annotation, cellular component: extracellular region. Gene Ontology annotation, molecular function: serine-type endopeptidase inhibitor activity. The coding region runs from base 186 to 1055 and encodes 289 amino acids. Gene Ontology annotation, biological process: negative regulation of peptidase activity. The transcript is spliced from 7 exons. The record is from RefSeq and is a predicted model, not a curated record.
UUUGUGGAAUUGUCCCUCCAGGAAAUUACUGGAAAUUUCAAUUUCACAGUGCCUGCAGACUGGCACAGUGUUAUCAGACGGAAGUACGCACCCACACAUAGCCUACACAACUUCAGCCCUUCAACUUGAUGAAGUUUUCCUCUUAACUUUACAUUCAGUGUGGAUCAGCCCCCCGGUUCACCAGCAUGGCUCUGUCCAACAAGUGGUGGAUUUUGUGCUCCGUUUCACUCGCCUGUGUCGCCACUUUUGGCUCUUGCAGCAGAGAUAGAGGAGAUGGAGUGAAACCAGAGCUCUUCAUCUUCAAUGAGUUGUGCGCCCUGAAGGAUGAUCAAGGGCCUUGCAGGGCCAUGAAGGACAGAUAUUUUUUCAGUGUUGACACGGGACGCUGUGAGCUGUUUGAAUACGGAGGCUGUGGGGGAAACGCCAACAAUUUCAGGUCCUUGGAAGCAUGUGAGGAAAUGUGUGUUGUCUCAGAUGACAAGAACCCUUGUCAUUUACCUGAAGCUCCUGGUCCCUGUCGAGGCCUGGUGACGCGCUACUUCUUUGACAGCAGAAGUCAACAGUGCAAGCAAUUCUUUUAUGGCGGUUGCUUUGGCAAUGCCAACAAUUUCAGGAGCAAGGCAGCAUGCCAAGCAAAAUGUCAGAACCCAGAAAAACCAACUAAGGCACCAGAAGUCCACAAUCUUGUUACUAGAAAAUCCAGUGCAGUUCCACCAACCAUUCUAACUGGGGAAAUGACUGUAAACGAACCUCAGGUGCAACUGAACGACACUACUCGCAACCACCCACAAGCUUUGAAGCCACAAGAUCUGUGCUUCAGUCCUGUGGACAGAGGAACGUGUGAUGGCGCAGAGAGGAGGUUUGCAUACAACCCCAAGACCAAGAGGUGCCACAUUUUUUUCUACAGUGGCUGUGGGGGAAACAAGAACAACUUCACUCACCGGAGACAUUGUAUUAGGAAGUGCAUUAAAAGGAUUAAGGUUGCAGAUGGUGGGAUGAGGAUGAUCCGAAUAAGGAAGAAAAAUAUUGACAACAUUCUGUUUCGCUCAGUCUGAACACUUGGCUCUGCAGUAGAUCCUGCACUACUUUGGAGUCACCUGUAUUUAUGUCCUUUUUUUUAACUUUACUCAUACCUAUCUACCUAUUUUUGUAAUCCUACAGUAUUUGUGUAAAAAUAAAUUCUCGUGUACCUGACUCUGCUUUUUAGUAACCGAAUGCAAUCAUCUUCAUUAUUCACAUCAUUUAUCCAUCUCAUUGACAAAGAACAUAUUUGUUUUGCUGAUGUCUAAUAUAGCAACUCUUUACACUGAUGCUCUACAUAUCAAUGCUUUUGUAAUAAACAAAAUUUUAAAUUUAACACUUCGAGGCUCUGUUAUGAUCAUACUGAUAUACACUUCUUAGUGUAACUUUAAUAGGAUAAUGGAUGCUAUUUUAUGUUUAUACUGUACAGUGACUGAUGUUUUUUUUCCACAAUGGUUGUGAUAUAACUCCACUAUUGUUAAUCAAUGUGAACAACAACAUUAGCAGAUUAAACUGGGUGACAAUCCUUAUCCCAGGAUCAGCGACAACAAUAUAAAGAUAUGUUCCCCAGCAAACACAUUAAUCAAGAUAACCAUGUCCUCACAGCGAUGAAUCACUGUGAACAAUGUAAUGACUGCUGUAUUUUCUGUGAGAUUAAACAUGUUUUCUGUUUUUUUAAUCAAUAAUAUGCAGGUUCAUAAAUCACUAUUGCAGUCCUGCUGGUGUUGUUUGUGAGAUAAAACAGAGGGGGGCAGUGUUGUGUAAAGUAAGUUUUCAGAGAGGCACUUGGCUGCAAAGUAUUUGCUUCAACUGUCUUGUUUUAUAACCAUGGCUGUAAUCAUUUGAACUUUAUAUAAUAAAUGUCAACUAUCCUCU